Molecule: messenger RNA, 732 nt
Organism: Olea europaea var. sylvestris
Lineage: Eukaryota; Viridiplantae; Streptophyta; Magnoliopsida; Lamiales; Oleaceae
Exons: 2
Coding region: 4-423 (139 amino acids)
Cellular component (GO): chloroplast thylakoid membrane; chloroplast envelope
Source: RefSeq, a predicted model, not a curated record
AAUAUGUGCCUAGCUUCUGUUCGAGCUUAUGAUACUUCAACUGAAAGUAUAAAAGCGCUCGAUGCUGUGGAGUUGAAAUUUCAAGAUAUAAUCAAUUCUCCAUCAUUAGAUGCUGCUUGCCGGAAGAUAGAUAAUUUGGCUGAGAAAAAUGAACUUGAUUCAGCAUUGGUUCUCAUGAUUACGAAAGCUUGGUCAGCUGCUAAAGAAUCAAAGAUGAUGUAUGUGAAAGAUGUAUUGUAUCAUUUAUUUACAGCAGCAAGAGGUAAUCUCCAGAGGCUUAUGCCAAAAGAAAUCAGGAUACUCAAAUACCUGCUUACAAUCAAAGACCCUGAGGAGCGAAUUAGUGCUUUAAAGGAUGCUUUUACCCCGGGGGAGGAACUUGCAGGAAAGGAUAUAGACUGUCUAUACACGUAUGCAUCUUGAACCUAACCCAUUAGUCACCCAGUUUUUAUCAUUGUUUCAUUUUGGUUGCCUAACUUCCUUUUUUUUUUUUCUAAAUAUCUGAUUUAGUGUAGAGUUUUUAAUUUAUUUUUGUUUUGCAUUAUGUCUGUUGAGUUCACGAAAUGCUAAAUGGAUAAUGGAAAAUAUGACGUGGAUUGGGAAAUCCAUUAAUGCAUUGUUUUUAUCGUCUAGUUGGAAAAAAUGUGUCUUGUUUGUUGGAUUACCGGUGCUUUCGAAAUGCACCUUUCUAAAGAAAUAAUGAAAGAGAAGAAAAACUUUGCAAGAAAAAAG